AUGACUUCGGAAGGCCAUUGUGUUUUUGUGCUGGUCUACGUGGACGAUGUGCUGGUGACUGGGAGCUCGACGGAACUCAUUGCGUGUACCAAGAGCGACCUCAAGACGCGCUUCGAGAUGACCGACAGUGGCAAGUGUGCUUUUGUUCUUGGGAUCGAGUUAUUGGACGGUGAAGAUGGCAGCGUGACUAUGUGUCAGCGCCGUUAUGUCGACGAUGUCCUCAAGCGCUUUGGAAUGGAUGAGUGCAAGGCUGUGUCAAGUCCAGUGGACAUGAGCUCUCGACUCGUUUCAAGCAAUGCAGCUACCAAGGUCAAUGUUCCGUUCCGUGAAGCAAAUCCUCAAGACGAUCACUGGAUUGCAGUCAAGCGCAUAUUUCGCUAUCUACAAGGCACUAAGACGCAUGGAAUAUGCUACAAGCCUGGUGACAAGAUCGACUUUCGUGGAUAUUCGGAUGCAGACUGGGCUGGCGACAUCGCUGACCGCAAGUCAACUUCCGGAUACACGUUCAUGCUAUUGGGUGCGCCAGUGAGCUGGGGCAGCAAGAAACAACCAAGUGUUUCGCUGUCAACGAGUGAAGCAGAACACAUUGCGCUCAGUUUGGCAAUCCAAGAAGGCAAGUGGAUUCAUCGUUUGCUGUACAAUCAAUCGUGCAUCAAGAUGACGAAGAAUCCUGUCAACCAUGGCCGUGCCAAGCACAUCGACAUCAAGUACCAUCACAUCCGUGAUGAGGUCAAGCGCGGCGAAGUCAAGCUCAAGUACUGUGAGACUACGGUGAUGUUAGCAGACAUCAUGACCAAGGGACUUCACGGACCGCGUCACAAGGAGAUGACAGAGGCGCUUGGCAUCCGCACGUGUUCGCAUUGA
Peronospora matthiolae is the source of this 864-nucleotide messenger RNA. NCBI's taxonomy places the organism in Eukaryota, Oomycota, Peronosporomycetes, Peronosporales, Peronosporaceae. The record is from the annotation of a GenBank genome assembly.